This is a messenger RNA of Clunio marinus, 2544 nucleotides long. Lineage: Eukaryota; Metazoa; Arthropoda; Insecta; Diptera; Chironomidae. The record is from the annotation of a GenBank genome assembly.
AGUGAACGAAGGGAUAAAAAACUAGUAACUGAAAAAUUCUUGAAUCAUUAAUAUUCAAGUGAAAAUAAGUUAAUUAACUUAUCAAAAAACAUAUAUAAAUAUUUGAGAGUAAAGUGAACAUGAUUAGAAAUUAAAAAAUACUGUGAAAAUACGAACAAUUAACAAAUAUUAAAGAAAGAUUCGCACAAACAAUUGGAGUUGGCACACUUUAACACUCAUUUCACGGAGGAUUAUUCUUAAUUUUUCAUAAUUAAGUGAAAACAUUAAACAUCACAUAGUGUUUGUUAUAAAUAUACUCAGCAUAAACACAGAAGAUUAAUAUAAGUGUUCUAUAUAAUAUUCAUAAUAUUUUAAAAUAUAAACUCAAGAAACUCAACAAAUAUAAUCAAAGAUGUCUGAUAAAGUUGUAGAAUUCAUCAAUCAUUAUAGAAAAUCAAUAGAACGACACUGCGAGGAUCCUGAACGGAUUCUGCACUGCUUGACAAGACUGGAAAAAUUGAAAGUGAAUGUUGGGCAUCUCCAACAAACAGGAAUAGGUAAAACGGUCAACGCUGUUAGAAAACACGAAGGUGAAGUCGGUGAUCUCGCAAAGAAGCUAGUGAUGAGGUGGAAGGACAUGGUUUCGGAAGCGGAAGCAGCUGAGAAAUCCAAGACUCAGGCUCCACUAUUCAAAUUACCAAUCAAGUUAUCGCCUGAUGAACAUAAGCCGGCUAUCGUUUUCCAAGAAGACAAGAAACAAAAAUAUACAACACACUUUUCGGAUGGCUUCAAAGUUAAAUUAGAUCAGCCGCACCAUUCUUCAUCACGUUACAAAUCGGAGGAUGCUGAACAUAACGACAAGAAGUCAUCGGAACGACAUCACAAAAGUCAUCAUUCAAGUUCAAGUUCUAGUCAUAAAGAAAGUUCAUCGAAGCGAAAGCAUGAAGAUACAUUUACCGAAUCCAAAGAGAACGAAACCUCAAAAAAGAAACCAAAAUUGGAAAAGGAAAAUGACAAAAAAGAAUCAUCAUCAUCAUCAAAGUCAAGCAAUCACAGCUCAAAAAGCAAUUCAAACUCUUCAUCGAAGUCAAAAGAUAAAUCAACACGAAAACAUGAUAAUGACAAGAAGAUUGACGAAGAGUUAGAUGGAUCACAAGGAAUUGGAUUUGCAGAAGCAUUAGCUUUGUUCGAUAUGCCUUCAACAUCCAAGAAAAAGGACGUUCCACUUGCCGAUAAAAUUGUUACAGUUAAAACCAAACCACCAUCAAAGAAAGUGUCAAAACCUGAAAUCAAAUCAACAAAACCACCUCAAACUUCUUCCUCGACUUCUUUAGGACGAAAAGAACAAGUAAAAGUAGCUUUAAAGCUUUUAACAUCCCCACCGGAAAUUCUCAUUCAGAAACCAGAUUUGGGCCCACUUCCUGACAUCGUUACCGAUCUUCCAUCGGAUGUUUCAAUUCCUGAUUAUCGUCCAAUGCCACUUAGUUCUGCUGUUAAAGAUUACAUCAAUUCAUCGGUUCAUGGAACGAGUUCAAAUUCGAAUUACCGAAAUCAACACAAGCAAAUGUCUGACACAGAUCUUCUAGCAGAAAGCUUCUCAUCGAAAGCAAACCGAACACGAGUCUUUAGUGGUAAUAGAGUGCAAAAAUCUGUCCCAACAUUGUUUGAAAUGUGCAUCAGAAUUCUUCAAGAAAAUAUUGAAUUCUUAACUGAAACUGGAGGAGUUCCAUUCGACAUACUUCGUCCCGUGCUUGAGAAAGCAAAACCUGAACAACUUUGUAACAUCGAGUAUUAUAAUCCAUAUUUAUUGGACGAUUCUGACGUUCUUUGGGAGCCACAUUGCAAGCGUAAGUUCCGAACAAAGAAACGUCUUGAAAUGGAGUCUUGGCGUGAUAUGUAUGAAAGAUGUACGAGAGAAGAUGAAGAAAAACUGAAUCGAUUGACUCAAAAUAUUAAGCAACAUCAAGAGCAUACAUCUAAUGGAGUUCAAAAAACAUUGUUAGCUUAUGUCGAUACGAUUGCUAAAGCACCUCGAAGUGUUAUGAAGAAGCAGGAAAUUUAUGGAACAAAUCGAAAAAUGGUUGCAAGCCCUGCAGCUAGAACCGAAGGACUUAGACAUUUGGCCCCAAACAUCGCAGCACCAGGAGAUGCACGAUUGAGAGUUGCUGCUGGAAUUAGAGAUGAUGCCCAGAAUUUUGGCAGAGGAUUUCAACGACCCACAAAGAAGGCUCCGUUAAUGGCGAAAGUACUUUCAAAAUUCAAAAGAUAAAUUUUCACCGUUUAUGUAAACGUCAAGUUUUCUCUUCUUAAGUGAUUGAUGUGUAGAUCAAAAUUUAUGUUAAAAACUUUUAACUGCUCGUUUGUGACUCACAUUCGAAUGUGAAAAGUUAAACCUGAUAACGUUAUGAUUUUUUUUAUGUUUAUAAUUUAUUAAUGCUAUUGAUAAAAUUUGAUUUUUUUUCCUAAAUUGUAAAUAGAAAUGACUGUUGAAUGACUAAAAUUUCUUUACAUUAUUGUCAUGAAUUAAAAAUUUGAUUUUCAAAUAAAUUAUUUAAAAAGUAAACA